GGGGGGAAUCCUAUUAGCAGAGUCCAGGAAAAGUAGGACUAACUGUCCUUAUCAGUGUGAGUUUAUCUGCAGACUGAUGGCGUUUCAGGAAAUAGUCCAAUCCCAGUCAAUCAAUAACAAUAACAGACUCCAGUUACUGUUUGAAAGCGGAGGAGGAUUCGAUCUAUUGACUGAAGGAGACAGAAAAGAAAUGACAGAAACAUUAAAGCAGGAGGAGGAAGAAGUUUGAGGGACGUACGAGCGGACGCUGCAUCAGUUGAGGACAUUAUGUCUAAACGGAGGGUGGACCUGGAUCUCCCUUCCUGCCUCUGACCUUCAGUAAAGGCUUCUCAUCAGCCUUGUUCUGGACAUCAGGAGGCUGAGGGAUCCUUUGUGCAAUUAGCCAACAGGAACGUGAAUACAGGACGUACAGGGGUCAGUCAUGUCUCAGGCAGGUAAAGUCCUCCACCUGUACGUGGAGGUGAGGUCUGUCGGGGAGGAUGAAGGCAAGGUUCUGGGAAGCAGAGAGGACGGGACCGGUCACCUGAUGCUUCAGUGUCCAGACGUCCUUCCUCAUUCUCAAAGGACCUCGACCCACACCAGCCCUAGUCGCAGUCCAGAUCUGUCCCCGGUCAUCCAGCAUCACAUGGGGGAUGGCAACCAGAGCUUAAGCCGCUCAAAGUCCUCCUCAAGGCACUCUGUUAGUUUCCAACUACAGAAUCCGGAUGCAACAGGGUCUCCUACGCAGUUUCAACGGCAGGAUGUGUUGUAUGAUAGUUUCGGUCAGUUACUCGAGGUCCUCGCACCGGGAACAACCAGUCCAGGCCAUCGUGGUUCACUGGGACGUAUCCCUUCCACUGAGCUGGAUCCCUACCAAGCAAGGAUCAACACAUCGUCUACACCCUCUGGAAGGCUGACAGUACCCUCCACACCCACCAGCAACCGAAGGUCCUAUGAGGUUCCUCAGGUGGCAGGUGAGGAAGGGAGGACCUCAGUGGUGUCCUUUGGCUACAUAGAGAAAUCCAACGUUCACAGCAUGGCUGCCCACCGAUCAUCCAUGUGCCAAAAUGAACCCGACAACCCUUUUAACAGAGUGGACGGACCGUUACCGCCGGCUCACCUCCGAAAGAGGCUAAGUGAUCCAACGUGGUACAAUGGCCAGCCAUUACAGGGCGACCCUUUACCCCGUCACCUCUACCAGAAUCAGUCUCCCCGGGGCUCACCUUACCUGCAGAGAGCUACCCUGGACUCAGUUGGUAGAGACCCCACCUACAGGGCCGUAGAGGAGUUUGGAUCCCCAGAAAUCAGGCGCAGAUUUACAGGUUAUGGUCCAGAGAGUUACAGUCCCACCCUGCCGAGGCACUAUCAGUCACCUCGCUGCCGGUCCUGGGGUGGGUCACCCGUCCUGCCCCGCAACACCUUCACCCUGCCAUCCAAGACCCAGCUCCUGGAGCUCGACAGGGGAGUCUGCCGGGGUUCAAUGAAUGGUUUACCCAGAAGUCCUGCCUCUGACCAUCUGUGUGCCCACACUGGGUACUUAUCCCAGCCAGUGUCUCCGACCACAGCACUGCGCUCCCAUGGCUUCGCCCUCAACCAACAGAGGCCAUGGAUGGGGGAAGAGAGCCCCAGGUUGUCAAACAAAUUUCACCCGCCUUUACCAGCGGGGCGACCCACAGACAUCCAGCAUGAGGUCCCAGCUAGCACAUUCCCCAGCAGCAAACCUUCCAGGACGGGGAACUCGCAUCACACUGUUGACAGCAGCUAUAGUUCUAAUGUCACAAACCCCAGUCAUCAUGUCUCAAACAACAGACUCUACACUGCUACCAGUAACUCCACUUCACCUGGGUUCAGUUCCUCUCGCUGCAGUAGCAGAACCAGUGAUGCCCUCAGCCCUACCACUGGCAGGAGAAGCAUCUCCCCAAACGCUGAAGUAGCUAGUAAGUUAGCUAUGGAGGCUACCAAGUUGUCCAGUGUAUUUGCUGACAGACGGACUCCUUCUCCAACCCUUUCUAAAGCUGAGUCAUUGAGGUCUAUGAGUCCCAGUAAUGGGGUACCAUUCCUAAAAGAAUCUCAACCUUAUACCACGCUACAGGGGAAAAGCUCCCCAGACUCCCUGCAGGGCGACAAUCAGAACCACAGCUGGAAAACAGACAAACUAAAACCUCAAACUAAACCAGGGCGCAUCUCUCCUCUACCUUCCCAGAAAGUCUUUAUUUCACAAGCAUCUCCAGCCUUGCCGGCUCGGUUGCAUCGAUCUGCUGCUUCUCAAUCACCCGUACAGGAUCCACGGCAGAAACAGAGUUUAUCUCCAACCAAUGACGUCUCGUCUCUGCACCGGUAUCAGCCUCCUCAGUACACCAGAGUCAAGUCGCCUGCUGAGGAGCGGAGGCAGAACGAUCGUCCCUUUGAUCGGUCUCCCAGGGACAGCCCCGAGUUAAACAAGAGACCAAAUCAAAACACUGAAGCUUCGCCUGUGAGCUGGACCUCCAGGCAGCAGAGGAGGAGGGAGGCUGGACCAGUCCAGGAUGGAUGUGAGCUCUAUGAAGAAAGCUACAGACAGUCUCCUUCCAGAGUUUACAUACCAGGCAAAGAGGUGACGACACAAAAGUUGUGUCUGGGCUUGUCCAAGGACGAGAGAGAGGAGGUCCAGGAUCACAGCGGGGCGGCUGGGACGUCUUCUCAGAGCUCCAGCGGGGUCACGGGUAGCCUGGGGGACAGUUCCCAGCUGGACCGGAACGACAGUCUGUCCCCUGAAACCUCGAGUCAGUCCAGCCAUGAUACGGCAGACGGCGGCUCCGGGAUGCAGUCGGACAGCGGCUCAGCCACGACUCCGUCCUCGCGGUCUCAGAAGAUCGCCCAGGCCAAGUGGGAGUUCCUGUUCGGAGGCCUGACAGACAAAAGAAAAGAAGCUCCGCCCCCCACGCCUCCAGCCAGCCCCGCCCCUCCCUCCUCCCUCCGCCUGGAGACAGCCAAUCAGAGGAGGGGGCCAGACGGCGAGGGUCAGAAGCUGUCGCAUCACGAGGUUCGGCAGAUCGAGGUGGAGCUGGUGACCCCUGACCCCAGAGGCUCCGCCCCCAAGACGGGCAUCAUCCGCCAGACCAUCAAAUACUCGGAGACGGACCUGGACGCCGUGCCGCUGCGCUGCUACCGGGAGACCGACCUGGACGAGGUGAUGCGGGCGGAGGCAGAGGCCGGAGAGGAGGCGGACUCGGCCUUCGGGAGUAACCGCAGCUUCAACGCCAACGCCUCCCUGAAACCGCAGAGCACCGGAGGAGGGAAGGAGGAGGAGGAGGAGGAGGAGGAGGAGGAGGAGGAGGAGGAGGAUGAGGAGGAAGGAGUGGUGAGCUGGGCCAGUGUCAGGAUGCAAGGAGACCGUCAGAGACAGAGGGCGGCGAAGGAGGAGGUGGAGGUGUUCAGUCUGCUGCUGAAGGGGUCUCCAGACGUCUCGUCCGACUCCCACGGUGACCUCAAGUCCCCCGUCUCGGUGGGCAGCCCCCGCCGACCCUCCGACAGCAACCUGGACUCCUUCAGCCGCCACUUUGAGAGCAUCAUGGAGUCGCACCGGGCCAAAGGCACCUCGUACAGCAGCCUGGACAGCGUGGACCUGCUGACCUCCGGCUCCACCUCCGUGUUCACCUUCGACCUGCCCACCCUCACCCCCGAGAUCCAGAGUCAGAUCUGUGAGAGCGCCAAGCAGAUCAUCGAGCUCAGCUUCGCCCCGUUGGCUCAUCCGGACCCGUCCGCCCCGUCCGAGACGUCUCGAUCCGAAACCUCCCUCAGCGCCUCGGGCCCCGGGGUCCGCGAGGCCUCCAAGGAAGACGCCGGUCCUCCGGUCCGGUCCCGCUCUGAGAAAGACUCGUGGCGUCGCUCCAAUCACAAAGACGGCUUCCGAAAGGCCAGCUCAGCCCCGUCACUCCACAGCAGCCCCAGGGAGCGUCCAGUGAACCGUCCGGCCGAGCUGCUCCAGCCUCAGCCCGACGUGGCCGAACGUCUGGCGCUCGGUGGCAGCGACGAGGCGCUGGCCAACGGCACCAAGGCCGACCUGCAGGCGGCCCGGCGUCUGGCCAAGCGCCUCUACAACCUGGACGGGUUCAGGAAGUCAGACGUGGCCCGGCACCUCGGCAAGAAUAACGAGUUCAGCCAGAUGGUGGCGGAGGAGUACCUCUCCAACUUUAACUUCACCGGUCUGAGCCUGGACCAGUCUCUCAGACUCUUUCUCAGACACUUUGCUCUGGUCGGAGAAACUCAGGAGAGAGAGAGAGUCCUCGCUCACUUCUCCAGGAGAUACAGGCUCUGUAACACUGACUGUCUCACCUCUGAAGACAGCGUCCACACUCUGACCUGUGCCGUCAUGUUGCUGAACACAGAUCUCCAUGGAAACAACGUGGGGAAGAGGAUGUCCUGCAGUCAGUUCAUCUCCAACCUGGAGGGACUCAACGAUGGCAAAGAUUUCCCCAGAGACCUGCUCAAGACGCUCUACAGCUCCAUAAAGAACGAGAAGCUGCAAUGGACCAUUGAUGAGGAGGAGUUGAGGAAGUCCAUGUCUGAGCUGGCUGAGGUGCGGACAGACUCCGCCUCCCACACCAUGAAGAGGAUCGGUACUGGUGGGAACCCGCUGGUGGGCGUGGCCCAGCAGGCCGAUGGCGAGCUCUAUAAGAGCGGCUUCCUGGUUCGCAAAGUCCACGCUGACCCUGACGGGAAGAGAACACCGCGGGGUAAGAGAGGGUGGAAGACUUUCUACGCCAUGCUCAAGGGUCUGGUGCUCUACCUGCAGAAGGACGAGUACCGAGCGGAGAGGGAUCUGACGGAGGAGGACGUGAAGAACUCCGUCUCCAUCCAUCACUCUCUGGCCAUGAGGGCGGCCGACUACAGCAAGAGGCCCAACGUCUUCUACCUGAGGACGGCCGACUGGAGGGUCUUCCUGCUGCAGGCCCCUAACACUGAGCAGAUGCAGUCUUGGAUCACCAGGAUCAACGUGGUGGCGGCCAUGUUUUCUGCUCCUCCGUUUCCGGCCGCCAUCGGCUCCCAGAAGAGGUUCAGCCGGCCCCUCCUCCCGGGGUCCAACACCAAACUGUCCCAGGACGAGCAGCUCAAAUCCCACGAGAACCGGUUCAGGGCGGUUUCCUCGGAGCUGGCCGACCUCACCUCCUCCACACCGGACCGCAAGGUCAAAGGUCGGGAGCUGGAGGAGCAGAAACAACGGAAGGAGUACCUGGAGUUUGAGAAAACGCGCUAUGGGACGUACGCCAUGCUGCUCCGGGCCCGACUGUCCAGUGGGGACGAGGACCUGUCGGCCUUUGAGUCUCGUCUGUUUGAUGAUGGCGGCCUGCAGAGGGCGCACUCCAGCCCCACGCUUCCCCAGGACGUCUCCAGCAAGGACAAGACCCGCGGGACCAAGACGUCCAAGAGCCUAAAAGUCCCCUCGUCCUCCUCGUCCUCCAGGACCGGCGCCGACGCCAGAGACGGGAGCAAGAAGCGGAAGAACGGGAGCAGCAAGCGGGACGAGGCAUCGUAACCCGGGGACGCAGCAAGGCAUCAUGGGUAGCGGGACAACAUCCUCCUGAGACACUGAGACGGAGACGGGGGACAAGUCGUCCAGGAGACGCCGGCGAGGUUUUUCAGACUCUUUUCAUUUCAGGGACGUCUUUCUGAACCUUGAGGAGUUCCACUCUGCGUCUCCUAGCAACCGACGGGGGAGCGGGUUGCCGUGCCAACCGCAUCCGACGGACGAGUGUGUGGGACUGUUGCCACGGCGACCGUGGAAAAGGACUAAAGGAGAGGGAGGGGGGAGGAGGACGAGGGGGACGAGGAGGACGAGGAGGUGGACUCAAACAAACAAAGAGGAAACUGUGUGUGAGUGUGUGUGAGUGUGUGUGAGUGUGUGUGAGUGUGUAUGUGACUG
Mugil cephalus (flathead mullet) is the source of this 5881-nucleotide messenger RNA. RefSeq names its product pleckstrin and Sec7 domain containing a (gene psda). Bases 422 to 5494 code for a protein of 1690 amino acids. Gene Ontology annotation, molecular function: guanyl-nucleotide exchange factor activity. The record is from RefSeq and is a predicted model, not a curated record. The transcript is spliced from 18 exons. Gene Ontology annotation, biological process: regulation of ARF protein signal transduction. NCBI's taxonomy places the organism in Eukaryota, Metazoa, Chordata, Actinopteri, Mugiliformes, Mugilidae.